Molecule: messenger RNA, 540 nt
Organism: Helianthus annuus (common sunflower)
Lineage: Eukaryota; Viridiplantae; Streptophyta; Magnoliopsida; Asterales; Asteraceae
Product: heavy metal-associated isoprenylated plant protein 43-like
Exons: 2
Coding region: 82-435 (117 amino acids)
Molecular function (GO): metal ion binding
Source: RefSeq, a predicted model, not a curated record
UAUCUCCCUCUCUAUAUAAUAUAAUUUUAAAUAUAUAUAUAUAUAUGGUGUGAGAAAGAGGGAGGGAGGGUAGAAGUACAAAUGGUGCAAAUGACAGUACUGAAGGUGCGAUUAUCAAGCGAGAAAUGCAAGAAGAAGAUCUUGAAAUCAGUUUCUGAUAUUGAUGGCGUAGAUAAGAUUGAAAUCGACACAACUAAAGACACAUUAACAGUUACAGGGGAUGCUGAUCCUUACAUGAUAAUUAUAAAAGCAAGAAAGGUCAUAAAAUGUGUAGAAGUUGUGACAAUUGGACCCCCACCCAAGAAGCCCGAGGAAAAGAAGCCUGAGGAAAAGAAGCCCGUGUGUAUAUGUAUACCUCCCCCUUAUGUCGCUUCUAACCCAGUGGCCGUGGUUCAUAUGACUCAAGAACCAUGUACUACUUGUUCCAUUAUGUGAAAAUUAAUAUUUUCUUGUAGAAUAUCAGUAUUUUAUAUUAAUGUUUGUGUAAAAUAGAUGUGCAAGAUAUUACCAUUUGAUUUAUAGUCUUGUAACAUUUCGAUC